Messenger RNA from Drosophila guanche, 3000 nucleotides. It is a transcript of the gene slif, whose product is annotated as cationic amino acid transporter 3. Lineage: Eukaryota; Metazoa; Arthropoda; Insecta; Diptera; Drosophilidae. The coding region runs from base 291 to 2132 and encodes 613 amino acids. The record is from RefSeq and is a predicted model, not a curated record. Gene Ontology annotation, cellular component: plasma membrane. Gene Ontology annotation, biological process: transmembrane transport; amino acid transport. Gene Ontology annotation, molecular function: amino acid transmembrane transporter activity. The transcript is spliced from 4 exons.
GCGUAAUUCAAGCCCGCUGAGCGGUGUGCGCCGGCAGCAGUACGUGUUUUAACAAAUUAAAACUUUUUUUGUCCCUACGCUCAGCUUCGAUCUCGGUGUUAUUAGGUAUAAAAUAAGGCGCGAAUGAUAAACGGAGAAUACUUCAAUUUAAGUGUCGUCGCGUGACUGUCGUUUGUGUUUGCCUUUUUUUUGUAACUGUAAUCUUACGCGGAGUUGCCUGGAGUUGCCUGGAGCUGCUCUUCCCAUAUAAUAUAAUACGAAUCGAAUCUGCAACGGAGUAAGAGCACGUUAUGGCGAAAUUCUGGAAUGCACUCACACGCCGCAAAACGGACGAUGUCAACGAGGGCGAGUCCCAGCUGGCGCGAGUCCUUAAUCUGUUUGAUUUGACGGCCCUCGGUGUGGGCAGCACACUCGGACUGGGCGUCUAUGUGCUGGCUGGACAGGUGGCCUACAACAUUGCCGGUCCGGCGGUCACCAUUUCCUUUCUGAUUGCCGCCGUUGCCUCCGCCUUUGCGGGCAUUUGCUAUGCGGAGUUUGCUGCUCGUGUGCCCAAGGCUGGCAGUGCCUAUGUCUACAGUUAUGUGACCAUUGGCGAGUUUGUGGCCUUCACCAUUGGCUGGAACUUGAUCCUCGAGUAUGUGAUUGGCACUGCCAGCGUGGCUCGCGGCUUGAGCGGCUACUUUGAUGCGCUGAUCGACAACAACAUGUCCAAGGCGCUGAAUGAAUCGAUGCACAUGAAUGUCGACUUCUUGGGCGACUAUCCUGACUUUUUGUCCUUUGGCAUGGUGCUGCUGUUGGCUGGCAUCCUCGCCUUUGGCGCCAAGGAGUCCAGUUUUCUGAACAACAUUUUCACGUGCGUCAAUUUGGUGACGAUUUGCAUUGUGCUCGUUGCCGGCUCCAUGAAUGCCAACACCGCCAACUGGCGCAUUCCUCAGGAUCAAGUGCCCGAGGGUUUUGGCACGGGUGGCUUUAUGCCCUUUGGCCUUGCUGGCGUCAUGGCUGGCGCGGCCAAAUGUUUCUUUGGCUUUGUGGGCUUCGAUUGCAUUGCCACCACGGGCGAGGAGGCCAUCAAUCCGAAGCGCAAUAUUCCCCUGUCGAUUGUCAUCUCGCUGAUUAUCAUCUUUCUGGCGUACUUUGGUGUCUCCACGGUGCUGACCAUGAUGCUGCCGUACUACCUGCAGGACAGGGAUGCGCCCUUCCCGGCUGCCUUCGAUGCCGUUGGUUGGAUCACCAUCAAGUGGAUUGUGACCAUUGGAGCGGUGUUUGCGCUGUGCACCAGCCUGCUGGGUGCCAUGUUCCCACUGCCACGCAUCCUGUACGCCAUGGGCAACGAUGGCAUCCUCUUCAAGCGGCUGUCCAAGGUGCAUCCGUACACGAAGACACCGCUCAUAGCCACCAUUGUCUCGGGCAUCUUUGCAUCUGUCAUGGCCAUGCUUUUCAACCUCGAUCAACUGGUGGACAUGAUGUCCAUUGGCACGCUGCUGGCCUACACCAUUGUGGCCAUUUGUGUGCUGGUGCUGCGCUACCAGGACGAGGACAUGACCAAGCUGGUGUCUGUGAAGGCGCCCAAUGUCUUCCGGCAGUUCUUCAAUGGCAACUCGUAUCGGGAGCCCAACAGCAUGACCUCCGGCAUCACCAAGAUCGGCAUCGUGGUCUUUGCCAUCGUCUGCCUUGUGUGGUGCUCGCUGCAAAAGGUCUUUGACCUCAACAGCACUGGUGGCAUUGUCUCGCUGAGUCUCGUGGGCGUUGUGCUCAUCCUCAUUGGCAUUGUCAUUGGCAUGCAGCCCGUGUCCACCAUUGAGCUGACAUUCAAGGUGCCACUGGUGCCGCUUGUGCCCUGCCUCAGUGUCUUUGCCAACUUGUAUCUGAUGUUCCAGCUGGAUCUGAACACGUGGAUACGUUUCCUCAUCUGGAUUGUGAUUGGUUAUGUCAUCUACUUCUGCUAUGGUUUGCGCAACUCCACGCAGAUCUCGAGGAAUCGCAAUCACGCCGAGGUGGCAGCCAAUGCGCUGCAGCAGCAGCGAGAUAAUAAUUAUCAUGGCCAGCACGAGAAUCGUGCCUUCGAGCCGGACUUUAAGGCGGAAAAUGGCUUCAAGUCGCCACCGCCGUACGAGUACUCCGAGAAGCUUUAAGCAAAAGUAUUAUAGGAAUCCCCACACCCCCUUCCGAUUUUACACAAUUUCAACUUCAUUUUGACUCCUCGACAUUUACUCUUGAAUAGAACAAAGACUCUUCUUGCCUUUCCCAGCAGCCAGCACGUGUAUGUGAGAGAGAUGAAUAGAUUGCGCAUAAAAAUUAAAUGGAUCUGCAGCCAUCACUUAACCCAUUCCACAUCUAAACAUCUACACACAUUCCAUUGUAUAACCCAUGUUUGUAGCAGCGGAUCUGUUAUUUCUAUGCGCCACACACGCUUCCUUUCGUAAGCGACUUCUAGAGAGAGCUCCAGUAAACCCCAGACUCUAUUUAAUCCAUUUCGUCAUUUUAUUAAACAAUUACCCUAACUGUUUAUACAGUCAACUUUUAGCGCUUUUAAACCACUUUUAACUCUGCUUAAACUACCCUAAAGAAACCCCUAGGAAACCCCAUAUGAAAUACCCUUCGCAGUGCCCCCCAAUUUGUUGUGAUAUUUGUAAAUAUGUAUACACACACACACACCCCCCAAACAUAUAUUUAUGUAUGUAUGUAUAGAGCUAUAAUGAUCCCAUAUUUGUAUAGUUUUUUUGUAUCACAAUUUAAUGUAAAUGAAACCAUUAUUUUAUGUACAAUAUCAACGCAGAAUGCAGGCUGCAAUUUGCAGGCUUGGCCUUGUGGCCUCAGAGCUGCACUUAGUUUUUAAGCUCUUUAGCUGCUCUAAGCCUUUUCCACACAUUUGUUUAACUAUUUUGCCAAAACCCAGAAACGAAUUUUACCCCUGUCCCCUGUCCACUCCCAUCAAUUGUUUGCUUAAUAAUAAAAUCCAAUGUUGUUCAUCAUUAAAACGGAUGAGAUAUUUAAUUGAAA